AUGGAACCCGCCAACGAUGUCAGCCACACAGAGCUUUCUGUUACUUUCCAGCCGCCACUCUUCCUAGAGAGGAGAGGCUGGGUAUUCGAGAUUCUGCGAAGGGAAGGUGUCCACAAUGUCCUCGACGUAGGAUGUGGUGAGGGCGAUCUCAUUUCAUGUUUGUGUAAUCCUGCCCCUUGGCUCCUGGCGCCACCACCAUCUGUGCUCAAGUCCCUUGUGACGUCCGCUACUGUGCAACGCGAAGAGAUCGAGUGCUCGAAACUGCAAGCGGCAGUGGCUCAUGAGUCUUACUUACACCCGACAAAGGUUAUGGGUCUCGAUAUUUCCGCGACCGACCUUGCAUAUGCUAUCCAGGGAACGGCACCGAGGCCACAAUCAACCGACAGCCUGUCGGUCAGCUCCAUUCGCUGGGAGCCCUUCGAGGUAGAGAUCUGGCAAGGCGGGCUGCAAUCAAUCAACCCGGAGUUCGUGGAUGUUGAAUGCAUCGUGUCUACCGAAGUCAUUGAACAUCUGCCGGAGAACGUUUUACAGGAUUUCGCACCAAUCAUGCUUGGAGCAUACCAUCCCAAGCUGCUACUAAUCACGACCCCUUCCUACACAUUCAACGCCCGGUUCACUGCCCCCGAUUCCCCCGCAUCUGCACGAAGCGGCUUCCUGGACCCCACCGGACGGACAAACCGUAUAUUCCGGCAUCAUGACCACAAAUUCGAGUGGACGAUCGAAGAGUUCACAACAUGGUGCGAACAGGUAGCCGACGAAUGGGAGUACGAGGUAGAGGUAGGCGGUGUAGGGAAGCCACUCGAGAAAGACGAGUGGGGCAGGGACGAAGAACUGGGCCACGCGAGCCAAACCGCGGCGUUCCGCAGGCGAGAUGGAGCAGACUACGCAGCUGGACGAGCCCAGCGUCUCCAGCAGGUAGCAAGCCUUCAAGAUGUGGAGAACAGAGAGCAGCACGUCCUCUUGAGCGCGCACGUCCACGAGGCGAACGAGAAAGCGCGCCAGCCGGUUUCCCUCCCAGAAAUUGGCGACCUCACCAAAGCCAGGAUGAUAUACUAUCGCGAUGCUGUCAUGCGGCUUCGAGAGCUUUGGUUCGACGACGAGAUCGCUAUGGCUUGUGGGGGCUGGAUCGAGGUCUUCGUCAGGGCUGUGGAGGGACACCCCGACCUGCGGCUGCUCACAACGGACACCGAGGGGCUAACAGACUGGGAAAUCGAGGUCGUUGGCGAAGCCCGUCACGACGAGAAGGUGCUUUGGCGGAACGAUGUGCGAUACGAGGACUCCGACGGCAGCACACUCUCCUCCGCAUGGACAACUGAACUGGAGUCGCCGGUGCCUGAACAUCCUGUCAUGGGUGACCUGGAGGGCGUCAAGUCUCACUGGGAGGACUCUUCCAAAGAUGAUAUGGUGUUCGGCGACAAGAUCUCUCCUCAAUGGCCCACCUCAACGCUGCUACCAGAUAAUUGGGGUGCGGACGAAGCUCGGAGCUGGGGUCCAGCUGCGGACUGGGGCGAGGACGUCACUAUACCUGCGGUCGACACAGACGCAGUCUGGUAG
Messenger RNA from Postia placenta MAD-698-R-SB12, 1554 nucleotides. RefSeq lists its product as hypothetical. The record is from RefSeq and is a predicted model, not a curated record. The transcript is spliced from 3 exons. Gene Ontology annotation, biological process: piRNA processing; RNA methylation; siRNA processing. The coding region runs from base 1 to 1554 and encodes 517 amino acids. Gene Ontology annotation, cellular component: cytoplasm; nucleus. NCBI's taxonomy places the organism in Eukaryota, Fungi, Basidiomycota, Agaricomycetes, Polyporales, Adustoporiaceae. Gene Ontology annotation, molecular function: O-methyltransferase activity; RNA methyltransferase activity.